GCUGAGCUUUGGAUCUUCGAGCGGCCCGCCGAUGCUGUGAACGCUGCACUAGCAGCUCGAGAUGCCUGUCGGGACGCGGGUAUUGGGAUGCAGGGCUGGGGCGUCGACAGCGGCGACUUGCUCAUCAUUCCUGGGACGGACGUUCGCUGGGGCGAUGCUGUGAAUACGGCAGGUAAGCUGGGACAGGUCAGGGACUCACUCGGACUCAGCCGUGGUCUUGGUCUGUCGCAUCAUGCCCGACGCCACCUUGUUCAGGAUCUAGCUGACGAAAACAGCAUCCUCAUCACGCCCAAAGUGCGGGAUGCAUGUCGUGGUGACGGGAGCUUGAUGCAGCUUCAGAUGCCCGGCCGACCAGCGCGGUGGGAGGGCUGUGAAGUGUCUUUGGGAGGCCACUGUUUCGAACCGUUGCACGAUCCACAGACAGACAGACCCUCUCUCACACCCUUUGUCCCUCAGUCUCUAACAGCCCCUCCGGAAAAGUGUAGAUAG
This is a messenger RNA of Symbiodinium necroappetens, 489 nucleotides long. NCBI's taxonomy places the organism in Eukaryota, Dinophyceae, Suessiales, Symbiodiniaceae. The record is from the annotation of a GenBank genome assembly.